Messenger RNA from Mus musculus (house mouse), 3258 nucleotides. RefSeq names its product leucine rich repeat containing 66 (gene Lrrc66). Gene Ontology annotation, cellular component: membrane. The record is from RefSeq and is a predicted model, not a curated record. The transcript has 5 exons. The coding region runs from base 202 to 2820 and encodes 872 amino acids. NCBI's taxonomy places the organism in Eukaryota, Metazoa, Chordata, Mammalia, Rodentia, Muridae.
CUUUCUGUUCAUUUGUGAGGUUCCUGCUUUAGUGAGGCUGCCGUCAUUCAUGGUAUAAACCACAUGACGGUUGUUCUAGAUAAGCAUAGCAGACUUUGCCCAAUGCUGGUGACACAGAGCUGAGGCUUUGGCAGGAGGAAGUUGGACUCACUAGAGAGCAGACCACAGGCUGGAGGAUACUGGGAAGGCAGAGGAGGCAUUAUGAGAGACUUCUACGUCAGAGUUACUAUCCUAGUUACAGGUCUUUGCUUUGUGGAAACAGUGACAACCCCAUCAAGAAAAAGCAGCGUUUCCUUCAAUCCCGAGUACCAGAGGAAUGGGGACCUUCUGGUAAACUGGUCUUCUAUAAGACACGUGUCACAGAACACAGACGCCAUGGAUAGAAGUUUCUACUUCUUUAGAGUUCUCUUCCAGCCUCACACACAAAAAGAACGGCACAUAAAACCUCCGGACCGCACUCACCAUCGCAUAUCGAAAGUGACCCUCGACCCUCUGGCGCAUUUACAUGCUUUGGAGAUACUAAACCUCAGCAACAAAGCUAUCCACUACUUCUCGCUGGAUCAGCCCCUGCCUCCUUCCUCACACCAAAAGCGCCACGGAGGCCACUCCCACAGCCGGCUCCCCAGGCUCCAGGUGCUGAUCCUUCAAAGGAAUCAACUCAGUGGUACUCCUAAAGGACUGUGGAAGCUGAAGUCAUUGCGGAGUCUGGAUCUGUCAUUCAACAGGAUAGUUCACAUUGGGCUGUCUGAUUUUCAUGGCUGCCUGCAGCUGGAAAGCAUCUAUUUAAAGAGCAACAAGAUCUGCACGAUUCACCCCAAAGCCUUCAAAGGGCUCAAAAAAUUACAGGUGGUAGACCUCAGAAGCAAUGCACUGACCACUCUGGUACCGAUUGUGACCAUUGCUCUAGAAUUGCCCCACCUGGAACUUGGCUUGGCUGAUAACCAGUGGCAGUGUAGUGAAAGCAAUGUCAACUUCCAAAACAUUACCUCUUCAUCCUGGAGGGAAAUAUGGAAAGCCAUCUGCAACAUGUCUGUGGAGAACAAGAGGCCAAAUGCAGAGACUCACCAGAUCAGAAAAUCCAGGGAUACACACCUUCUUCUGUCUCCUCCAAGUGACUUGAAAAGCCUCAUCCAGAGCAAGGCAGAGAGGCCCCAGGCAGGGAUGGACAUGCACCUUUCUGCUCUGGGGAAGGAGGCGAAGGAUGGCUAUGGUGAUCUCAGAGGGAUGUGGCCACAGUCCCCAGUAGAACUCAGAGAUUCUCAGGAUGAACAGGUCACUGACAGAAAGGAUGACAAGCCCCCAGCCCUUGAGCUGGCCAUCUGCCUGUCGGUGUUCAUCACGUUUGUGGUGGCUUUCUGCCUGGGGGCUUUUGCAAGGCCCUACAUUGACAGGCUACGGCAACAGAGAUGCUCGAAUAAAAGGCCCGGCUCAGAUAAUGCCUACUCAAACAAGGGCUUCCAUGGCGACAUUGAAGGUGCUCAACACAUGGAGUACCAAGGGACAGAUCUACACCAAACUACCCACCACCUACAUCUUUCUGAGAACCAGAACCCUUCGUGGGUGGCAGAGCCAAUCCCACACAGUGCUGUCCAAUCAGAACAGAUGCUGGGAAGCAACGGAACAGACCCCGGUCAUCAGCAGAGCCCAGAGCAACUCAAGGACAGCAAUGAAUCAAGAAGUGGAGAUAGCAUCGUGCUUCCAAGUGGCCCUGUAGCCCAUCUUGCGCUCCAUGGCCUUCCAAACGCUGAUGCACACAAGGCGAUUUCACCAGUGCAGCAUCACCAUGAUUUUCUUGAAGAAGCACAUUAUGACACAGUGGCCCAGGAAUAUUCUCUCAUUGACGAUGUGAUGGACAGGUCUUCCAUCACUGGCCCUCUGGGAACUUUCCCCAGCUCUGUCGAGAGUAGGCGGGAUGACCUGCACCCAUCACAGCCAAGAGAUGUUGUGGCUUCUUUCUCCAAAACUCUAGCACAUGCAAACACUAGAGAGGCUGAGGGGAGUAUGGAAACGGGGUGCCCUGAACCUUUGGGAGCCAUGGACUCACAGAUGGGAUCUUCUGAGGAAAGGCAAGUGAGCAAUUCCAUUAGGGAACUGGCCACACAGCAGCCAAGCUUCCAGGGGGUUGAUGCUGAGGAGAGACUUUCCCAUGUCUACAGCGAGGUCCUACACAAUGACCCACCCUCUCUUAGGCCAAGAUGGGGCAGUGGCCAUUAUGUCAUCCCUGCUACUGGGGAGCCUGUGGAGAGAGAUGCUCCUUUUGACCCUCAUUAUGACUUGGUGACCAACUACGAGUCUGAUUCCGACGAGGGUUCUUUGUUUACCCUUAGUUCUGAGGGUUCUGAAGACACAAGGAGCUUGGCUGAGGAACAGGCAUCUGUGGAGAAUGAUGGGACCAGCCAGCCCCUCCCAAGCAGGAACUUGGGGGAAUACAAGGACAGUGUGACAUCAGCAGAAAGUGUUGAGGACCUCACAUCGCAAAGGAUUCCAGAGAAAUGUGAAGCGCAGGAAGCUCACCUUAGAAACACUCUUAUUUCUGGUCCAGACUCUUGUGUGUGUGAGACAAAUCAGGAAAAUGACUCUAGCUCCCUUGACCCUGAGAAUAGAUCAACGUGGCCCCAACUCCCAGGACAUAAGUUAUCACAUCAUGAGACUCUGGGCACAUAUGGUGACAUAGAACCCCAGUCUGAGGCAGUAGACUGGCACUACUCCCUUAGAGACCUGGAAUCCCCAAAUGUAGAUAGUUCACCAUCACCACCAUAUUCUGAUGAAGAUCUCUCAGGUCCUGAGGAUCGUGCCCGCAAGAGAAGUAAGCAUUGGUAAAUGGCAACCUUCCAAGGCUGGGGACAGAGCUCUGUUGGUAGAGCAUUUGCUCACCAUGCACAAACCCCUGGGUUCAAACCUCAGCACUGUAUAAAUUGGGCACACUGGCACAUUCUGUCAGCCCAGCCCUUGGGAGGCAAAGGCAGGAAACAGGCAUGAGACUGAAACAGCUUUUGUGGGGUAGAUGAUGGAAUGCUCUGACAAAUGUGGGCUCUAUUGCUCCAAGCAUCAGCUCGUGAGAGAUGUCAGUUCUACCAUGACAAGACCCAGUCUCCCACCCAGAUUCCAGGAUCACACCCUCAACCACAGUUGCUCGAAUCUGCACCAUCCUGGGACCUAAAAGUCAUAAUUUCUCUUCACAAAUAUGAGCUCCAAAAUUCACUUUUUUUAGUCAACACUGUCACAGUGUCAACCCAGUAAACCCGUUUAUAGAUUGUA